Protomyces lactucae-debilis is the source of this 1828-nucleotide messenger RNA. RefSeq names its product SKIP/SNW domain-containing protein. Lineage: Eukaryota; Fungi; Ascomycota; Taphrinomycetes; Taphrinales; Protomycetaceae. The record is from RefSeq and is a predicted model, not a curated record. Bases 29 to 1771 code for a protein of 580 amino acids. Gene Ontology annotation, cellular component: spliceosomal complex. The transcript has a single exon. Gene Ontology annotation, biological process: mRNA splicing, via spliceosome.
UAUACAGCUGCCCACUCUAAAUUGUCGCAUGUCGGGCCUGUCCAAGGUACUGCCUGAUCCUAAAGCACACACCUCCCGCAAGGUAGCAGGCAGCGGGAGUCGUUGGGAUAGCAGCGAUGAGGAAGAUGUCUCAUCUACAGCGCCCGCCGCCGUCGCCCAGUCACAUGUGACGACGCUGGCGCGGCAUGGCAGCAUCCCAGCGUAUGGUCAUCGUCAGGGCUUUGUACCGAAGCGUGCUGAGGAUUAUGGCGAUGGUGGUGCAUAUCCUGAAAUCAACAUGGCGCAGUACCCUCGUGGCAUGGGUCUGACUUCUACCAAAUCCUCCGGUGGUGCGCUCGCUUUACAGGUGGACUCAGCCGGUAAGAUUCAGUAUGAUGCGAUUGCAAAGCAAGGUCACGGUGAAGGGCGUAUCGUACAGACGAGUUUCAAAGAUCUCAUACCGAUUCGCAACCAAGUUGAAGCUGGAGAGAUUAGCCUGGAUGUGCCGACAGAGGAGGAAGUGCAAGAGAGUGCUGAACGAACCAAUGCUGCACUACAACUCAAAGUCACUGGUCAACUCGCUGCUCAGCGUCCCAAAACGGUCAUGUCACAAGGGAAACGUGAUGCGACCUUUGUCAGGUAUACACCUGCCAGUCAAAUGGGUGAAGCAUCGGAUGUGACACACAAACAGCGAAUCAUCAAGAUGGUAGACAUGCCUGAAGAUCCACUCGAACCACCACGCCAUCGUGUUCGUAAAAUCCCGCGAGGACCAGGAUCACCGCCACCACCCGUCCUACACUCACCACCGAGAAAGGUAUCUGCAAAAGAACGACAAGAUUGGGUCAUUCCACCGAGCAUCUCGAAUUGGAAAAACGCAAAAGGCUUCACGAUUGCGCUUGAUAAGCGACUUGCUGCGGAUGGUCGUGGGUUGCAGGAUACCUCCAUCAAUGACAAUUUCGCAAAAUUGAGUGAAGCAUUGUACCUCGCAGACAGACAUGCGCGUGAAGAAGUCAAGUCACGCUCUCAAAUGCAACAGAAGAUCGCCAUGCGAGAGAAGGAGAAGAAGGAGGAACAAUUGAGGGAAUUGGCACAACGUGCACGGGAAGCACGGAUGGGACCUGCUACACGACUGUCACGUUCACCAUCGCCUGUGGUCCGCAGAGAAGCGUCACGGCCGAGAUCACCUGUUGAUUCAAGGACACCGCCACGAAGACGACGACGACGUUCCUCUUCUGCAUCUGGCUCUGAUGAUGAACAACUGCGCGAGCGUGAACGACUACGUAAGGAACGCCGGCAAGAAGCCGAACGAGCCAUGCGGGUGGGUCGCAUGGGCAAAGACCAACAAAUGAAACAACUUGAACGCGAGGGACAGCGUGAUAUCUCAGAAAAGAUUGCACUGGGUUUGGCGAAACCAACAGCGUCCAAGGAGAGUAUGGUGGAUCAACGACUCUUCAACCAAACAUCUGGUAUGAAUGCUGGAUUCGGCGCAGAGGACGCGUAUAAUCUUUAUGACAAGCCUCUCUUUGCAAGUCGAGAAGCAGCGAAUGCCAUUUAUCGGCCAUUCCAGCGAGGUGGGCAGGAAGAGGAGGAGACGGUUGAGAAUGUCACAAAGCAAUCGAGAUUCGAUGUGCUAGGUAAAGCAACCAAGGGCUUUGGCGGUGCAGAGGGAGCAGAAGCGCGCGAGGGGCCUGUGCAGUUUGAGAAGGAUGAUGGAGACGUGCACCCGAGCAGGAAACGGAUGGUCGGUGCUGCGAGUGAUGGGCCGGACGACGCAAAACGGCGGAAAGAGUGAAUAGGAGUCUUCUGCUUGGUUGAAUACCCUGGCCUUGUCUUGUAAUGUCAUUCUACA